Messenger RNA from Eimeria tenella, 1155 nucleotides. Its product is annotated as forkhead-associated domain-containing protein, putative. Lineage: Eukaryota; Apicomplexa; Conoidasida; Eucoccidiorida; Eimeriidae. The transcript has 6 exons. Bases 1 to 1155 code for a protein of 384 amino acids. Gene Ontology annotation, cellular component: nucleus. Gene Ontology annotation, molecular function: mRNA binding; protein binding. The record is from RefSeq and is a predicted model, not a curated record.
AUGGGGGGCGAAAGCUACCGCAGCAGCAGCCACAGCAGCAGCAGCAGCAGCAGCAGCAGGCAAGACACAAUGCCACCUGGCUCAUGGCAGCGGACUAAGCAGGAGUCCUGCUACCCUUCUUAUAGCAGCAGCAGCAGCAGCAGCAGCCGAAGCCAUAGGGGGGGCUGGGAUGUAAAGCCGGAGCAGCAAGACACAGCAGCAACAGCAGCAACAGCAGCACGGACCAGAUGGCGCAGCCGCAGCCCGCAGCGCGGGGCCCCUGCUGCUGCUGCUGCCGCUGCAGCAGCAGCAAAUGGCGGUUCGUAUAAGCGCGUGAAGGAGGAAGAAGCCUUUGAUUCGGCGACAGCUGCUGCUGCUGCUGCAGCACGAGCAGAACUGGCAGCAGCAGCAGCAGCAGCAAGCAAACAAGAAGCAGCAAAAAGAGCCAAAGAAGAACCAAGAAGCAGAAGGAGACGCCGCGAAGAAGAUGCAGCAGCAGCAGCAGCAAACUAUGAGUGGGGCGGAAAGGAGAUAGAAAAAAAGGAAAGAGACAAAAGUCAAGAAAGAUUCAAACCCGCGCUGAAGCCAACCUUUGAACCUUCUGGGCUGCUUGCGGAGGACGCUGGAGAGGCAGCAGCAACACAAAUGGAAAGAAACGGCGUUCCGCUUAAGCACGGGCCUCCUGCUGACGAAAGCCUGCCGGACAAGAAGUGGCGUCUUUACCAAUUCAAGAAGCAGCACCGCAAAAGCCUCGCCUCUCCUGACGAAGAGCCCGGAAAGGUGCUGCACAUCCACCGGCGUUCUUGGUUUCUCUUUGGAAAAGACAACAGGGUUGCUGACGUUUUGCUGCUGCACCCCACAGUCUCUAAGCAGCACGCCGUGCUGCAGUACAGGCGCCGCUUCGGCAACGUAGUGCCCUACAUAAUAGACCUGGAGAGCACCAACGGCACUUAUCUAAACGACGAAAGAGUAGAAGCAGCAAGAUAUAUAGAACUCAGGGAGGGCGACACGCUGCGCUUUGGAAAAAGCACUCGGGAGUUUGUGCUACUGCACAGCGGCAGCGUUGACGUGAAAAUGUCUUAUGAGGAGUUUCUGCAGCAAAGAGACAAAGAAAAGCAGCAGCAGCAGCAGCAGCAGCAGCAGGUGGGGUCCAGCACCUCUACAGCGCCUGUCUAG